UCUCAUCUUGUCCAGUCUUGGAUACCGCUGCGUCGGUUGUUCAGACUGCGGGGGGUGUUGGAGUAUAUUGAGCCCAUGUGUAUAGAGGCCCAUCUAGGGUUGGAGGAAUACAGCAAUUAUUCCCGUCAUUACUAACUUGUCUGCAGUGUUGUGGAGCUGUUAAUAGGAGGAUUCAUGUUAUAUCUGUGUUUAAGGACCUUUGGAAGAACUAUCACAUUUCUCCAAUAGUGUUUCUGCUUUUUAAAUCUACAUCCAUAUAAAAAUUUCAAGUAAUUAUCUUUGGACUGACUGUGUUUCAAUCCAUCCUAUCUCGAAAUAAAAAUAAAACAUUGUUUUGGUUUCUGAAAUGAAGUUUUAUUCUUCCCUACAGGUCUGUUCACAAAUUGCAGCUCAGCGUGCAGCCAAACCCGACCUUGAUAAACUUUAUAUUACAAAAGAGAGCUCGACAGAUCCUGUCGAUCAGCUCUUUAUGGAUACUGCUGUUUACACUCGUAAUCGUUGUUUCCGUUUGGCUUUCUCAUCGAAGUCUGGGAAGAAAUCGUUUCUUGUGCCUAGCAGGCGCUUCAAAUGCAAGGAAACGAAUGAUAAAGAUGUCUUUAUGGAGUCACUUAUUUGCAGAUUGGAUGAUAACUGUGAUAAACUUUUGAUAUGCAAACUGGACUUGGAAUGCAAGAAAACAUUGCAUUUUGACUCUGAAUUCAGUAUGCCUCGAAUUCAAGGAAGGAACAAGGAACCCAUUGUUACUUAUCGAAGCGAUUUUCCUCAUGAAUACACCUAUGGAAAAUCUCACUUUCCAGCUUUGGAUGGUUUUAUUGAGUUUAUUGCUUCUUUGGGAAAUGUUUCAGGAAAGAUUCGAUCCUGGUACUGGUUUUCACAGUAUGGUUUGAUGAUCUAUAGCAUGUCAAGGAGCAGGUACUGUGAGCAUAUUGGAAGAGAGCAUAAGAGCAAUCAUGUGAUGUACAUUGUUGAUAUCCAAAGAGCAGCGUACUACCAAAAGUGUUACGACCCUGAUUGUCAAGGUUAUCGUUCUCCAUUGCGUCCUGUACCCUGGGAUGUGAUGCCUGAACUUAGCUCUGUAGUGGAGUCAGCCAAGACAGAAUAUCAGGGCAAAGUUCUAGAAAUCAAUUUAGACGACAGCAGCAGGAACAGGUGUUAUCUGUCUGAUGGUAAAUCUGUCAUGGAGAGUCAUGAGGAGGAUCCCGGAUGGUGGGAAGAAGCUGUAAAAUUUGCCGAUAGCAUCGAGAAUAUCGAGCACACUUCUGACCUCUGUACCUUGGAUGAUGAUGAUGCUGACUUCUGGAUGGACGCAGAAAGGAUUAUGGAGCAAAUUGAGGAACAAAAAGGAUCCCAGAGCAAUACAUAGGGUUUCCGGCAGUCGCAUUGCUACUGCGCAUGUCCAUGCUUCGGAGUAGGUUAUCGUUCUCCAUUGCGUCCUGUACCCUCAACGGCGGUGUAAUGUAGAACAUAGAAUAUUCAAAUAAUAUUUAUGUUAAUAGAGAAUUGUAAUAAUUAGUGACAAACUUUGAAAAUUGUGAUGUGGAAGCAUCCAAAAGCUGAUAUUUUUCUGCCCAAGGGGGAAUUGGACUAAAAUGAAGCACUCCUAGCCAAAUUACGGGAAACACCCUGGUACAAGAGA
Molecule: messenger RNA, 1636 nt
Organism: Panicum virgatum (switchgrass)
Lineage: Eukaryota; Viridiplantae; Streptophyta; Magnoliopsida; Poales; Poaceae
Product: DNA-directed primase/polymerase protein-like
Exons: 7
Coding region: 347-1363 (338 amino acids)
Biological process (GO): mitochondrial DNA replication; replication fork processing; response to UV
Cellular component (GO): nucleus; mitochondrial matrix
Molecular function (GO): chromatin binding; DNA-directed DNA polymerase activity
Source: RefSeq, a predicted model, not a curated record